Molecule: messenger RNA, 6121 nt
Organism: Fukomys damarensis (Damara mole-rat)
Lineage: Eukaryota; Metazoa; Chordata; Mammalia; Rodentia; Bathyergidae
Gene: Gab1
Product: GRB2 associated binding protein 1
Exons: 11
Coding region: 16-2118 (700 amino acids)
Source: RefSeq, a predicted model, not a curated record
AACUUUGCUGACAACAUGCCGGCAUGGAAGAGGAGAUGGUUUGUGUUACGCAGUGGCCGUUUGACUGGAGAUCCAGAUGUCUUGGAAUAUUACAAAAAUGAUCACGCCAAGAAGCCUAUUCGUAUUAUUGAUCUAAAUUUAUGUCAGCAAGUCGAUGCUGGAUUGACAUUUAACAAGAAAGAGUUUGAAAACAGCUAUAUUUUUGAUAUCAAUACUAUUGACCGGAUUUUCUAUUUGGUAGCAGAGAGCGAGGAGGAGAUGAAUAAGUGGGUCCGGUGUAUUUGUGAUAUCUGUGGGUUUAACCCUACGGAAGAAGAUCCUGUGAAGCCUCCAGGCAGCUCCUUACAGGCACCUGCUGAUCCAGCUUUUGCCAUAAACACAGUUCCAUCUUCCACAGACCCUUCCUCUGCUGCUCUUCCUCCUCCGUAUCAGCUCAUCAGCCUCCCACCACACCCGGAAACUCUGGGCAUCCAGGAAGACCCCCAAGACUACCUCUUGCUGAUCAACUGUCAAAGCAAGAAGCCUGAACCUGCCAGAACCCAUGCUGAUUCCGCAAAAUCCACCUCUUCUGAAACAGACUGCAAUGAUAACGUCCCUCCUCAUAAAAAUCUUGCUUCCUCCCAGAGCAAACAUGGAGUGAAUGGCUUUUUCCAGCAGCAAAUGAUGUAUGACUCUCCACCAUCACGUGCUACAUCUGUCUCUGCAGACGCCAGCCUUUAUAACCUGCCCAGGAGUUAUUCCCACGAUGUUUUGCCAAAGGAAUCUCCAUCGAGUACCGAAGCAGAUGGAGAACUCUAUGUUUUUAACACCCCUUCUGGGACAUCAAGUGUAGAGACUCAAAUGAGGCAUGUGUCUAUCAGUUAUGACAUUCCUCCAACACCUGGUAAUACUUACCAGAUUCCACGAACAUUUCCAGAAGGAACCUUGGGACAGACAUCAAAGCUCGAUGCUAUUCCAGAUAUCCCUCCACCUCGGCCACCAAAACCCCAUCCAACUCACGACCGUUCUCCUGUGGAAACGUGUGGUAUCCCACGCGCAGCCUCAGACACUGAUGGUAGUUACUGCAUUCCUACAGCAGGGAUGCCGCCAUCCCGAAGUAAUACCAUUUCCACUGUGGAUUUGAACAAAUUACGGAAAGAUGCUGGUUCUCAAGACUGCUAUGAUAUUCCACGAACAUUUCCAAAUGAUAGAUCUAGUUCGCUUGAAGGAUUCCAUAAUCACUUUAAAAUCAAAAAUGUGUUGACAGUGGGAAGUGUCUCAAGCGAGGAACUAGAUGAAAACUACGUCCCAAUGAAUCCCAACUCUCCACCACGACAACAUUCCAGCAGUUUCACGGAACCAAUUCAGGAAGCAAAUUAUGUGCCAAUGACACCAGGGACGUUUGAUUUUUCUGCAUUUGGAAUGCAAGUUCCUCCUCCUGCUCACAUGGGCUUCAGGUCCAGCCCAAAGACCCCUCCCAGAAGGCCAGUUCCUGUGGCAGACUGUGAACCACCCCCCGUGGAUAGGAACCUCAAGCCCGACAGAAAAGGUCAGAGUCCCAAAAUUUUAAGACCCAAACCCCAUGGUUUAGAGCGAACUGACUCACAAACCGUAGGUGACUUUCCUACACGGAGAAAGGCCAAGCCAGCGCCUUUAGAAAUAAAACCUUUGCCAGAAUGGGAAGAAUUACAAGCUCCAGUUAGAUCUCCCAUCACUAGGAGUUUUGCUCGAGACUCCUCUAGGUUUCCCAUUUCCCCCCGGCCGGAUUCAGUGCACAGCACAACAUCAAGCAGUGACUCACACGACAGCGAAGAGAAUUAUGUUCCCAUGAACCCCAACCUGUCCAGUGAAGAUCCCAAUCUUUUUGGCAGUAAUAGCCUGGAUGGAGGUAGCAGUCCUAUGAUCAAGCCCAAAGGAGACAAACAAGUGGAAUACUUGGAUCUAGAUUUAGAUUCUGGGAAAUCCACACCACCACGUAAGCAAAAGAGCAGUGGCUCCGGCAGCAGUGUGGCUGAUGAGAGAGUGGAUUACGUCGUGGUGGACCAGCAGAAGACCCUGGCUCUGAAGAGUACCCGAGAGGCCUGGACAGAUGGCAGACAGUCCACGGAAUCUGAGACCCCAACCAAGAGUGUGAAGUAAAAACACGGCUUUGCCAUUUCUGAGCAGAAGUGAACCCUGCUUGAAGUCAUCUCAACACUUUUGUUCUUAAACAGAUGAUCCAGUGAGCAGAGUUAAAAAUCAAAGGGCCUUUCCGACAUAAACAAUUUGGACUGUAAAUGGUGCUUUGUGGUUUCUGAACAAUUUAUAACAUGUAAAUACUGUAGGAAAAAAAGUAUUGUGUAGCUCCCAGAAAAACAUUUGUCUCGUAGUUAACACACUUGUAGUAUUACUGUAUUUAUGCACUUUUCAUUUAAAACAUUGGUUUGGGUAUUCCCAAUGUACUUUAACAGAAUUCCUUGAGAAGUUCUUAUUUUUCCUCACACUACUCUGUAUAACAUUACUAAGUUAACUAAGCUACUUUUAGAUGUGGACAUUGCUGUUUAAUCUACAGUCUAACAACGUGAGAAGUAGAUUCACAAGUUAGCUGUCUUCCCUGAAGCUUCAGGUCGUAAUUAUUAGCUUAAACCAGGCAAUAGUUGGAUUCAUCCUUUAUUACCUUCCAAAAUGCAGAAGAUAAUGUAUAUAUAGGUGUCAGAAUCCAGUUCUUCGGUUCAUGUACAUUUAGUUUUUAAUGGUAGAUCUUUGUUAUAUUUCGUUAAUUACAGUGUUUUUGGUUCAUUGAGUGAAGAUUCUGCAGGGUGGGAUCUUGCACCUUUGAAAGACUGAAUAUAAUUACACUAUCACGUAAGCCUGGAAAUCAUUGAUGACAUGUAGGGAUGCUGUGCUCUUACACUUGCUAACAUGUAUUAAAUAUCAUUUGCAAAAGGUGGAUUAUGUAAUAAAUCAGGUACGUACCUGGCACUGAUGUGCUAAUACACUGAUCAGGUAUAGACAGUGAGUUUUAGUUUUGUUCUCAUUAGUCCUAGUGUUGGUUUCCAGUUUAGAAUUAAAGAAACAAUUGACAUCUGCUCUUAGUAACAGCAAUAUACUGUGAUUCUUUAAUUGAACAGUAAUUCACAUUUAUUACUCUUAAGAAUGAAAUUCUGUCUUUGGACACCAUAGUGCCCUUUCUAUAAUUUUUUUUUUACUAAAUAUUAUUGGCCUUAGAUUUAAAUCUCUAUGCAAUUAAUGUUUUAUAUCUGCAUUUUUUUAAAAAAAUAGAUGUUAUAUAAGUGAACCUCAUAUGUAGCACCUAUUGCUUUUCCAGGAAAAAAAUUAAAGAUUUUGUACUGUGACUUGUAUUCAUUGCCCCGAUUCACAAAAUGGAGGAGUCUUGCUAUACUCUGAAAUUUUACAGUCCGAUCAGAUUUCUGAAUUUCAGAAGACUGGUAUAAAACUGUGACAUGGAUAUCAGGACUACAAAUUAUAGUGAGGCUACAAUUAUAUUCAUCUUUCUUGGCUUUGCAACAUAAUUUAGAAAGCAGGUAUAGUUGGUUUUUAACCUAAAUUAUGUACAGUCUCUUAUGUAGUGAUUUGAGACUUACUAACAGAUUUGGGGAGUUGUAGAUAUAAGAGUUCCACUGCAGAGACAAGACCCCUCUUUUCAGACCUCUAACUGUUGCCUGAGUAUACAGAUGUGUUCUCAUUUCUGGCCCUUUGGCCGUAAUACUGUGCCUGAUUAAUGUCCUGGGUUUAUCUCCCCAGUCCACAAACUAUGUGUUUAUAACAAGAUGAAUUUUGGACUAGUAACAUUUGAUGCUUUUAAAUGCUUGCUUCUUAAAAAACAAAAAACACAAAACAAAACAACAACAAAAAACACUAAAACCCACAACUGCAUUUUGAGGUGAAUGUUUCAAUAAAAAAUAUUGUUCGAGUUUGGUGUGCAAGUUGUUUUGUAAUAAAACCAAAACCAAAAUCUAAAGAUCACUGACAUGUGCCUAAACUAUUAAAACACACAGCACAGUUGGUAUAUAAAGAUACUGAAUUGUGUUACCUGGAGGAUGUACAUAUUUUGAAAUUUAAAACAGUAAUAAACAUUUGAUUAGUUCAAAAAAAUUUUUUUAAUUAUCUUUAAAGCUGCCUGUUGAGAAAGUCUGAAGCAGUUAUGUCUGUUUUUAAGUGUAAUUUCUCCUUCACUUUUUACAAGUUACUAUUUUUGUGGACCCACAGUACAAACUUUUAGAGAUCUUACCAUUAUGUUGAAUAUUUAAGAAUAGAUGGGCUGGGCAUAGUUCAAUCAAAGAUAAAAUAUAAGUGCAGCCAUGUAAGACCCUGGGUUCAAUCCUAAGCAUCCCCUACCCCCCAAAAAAGGGAAAAGAAUUGAGAAAGGUGUUUUGCUUUAGAAAACUAAGGCACAUUAAAGAUUGUAAUAACAAAUUAAAAGGCAGUUUCAUAGAAGAUGGUAUUUUUAAAUGUUUAUGUGCUCCUUCAGUACAUAUUGCCUAAGAAGUCCAAUGUAAUGCAUAUUGAGUUUCCAUUUGUAGUAUUUUAGUUCAUUACUAUGAAUUACAAGAUUUCUGAAUUAUCUGUGAGUAAUGUGUAUUUGGAGUUAUAGUUGAUAAAACCUCAACAAACAAUUUAUUUUUCUGCCUUGACUUAUUUCAGGGCAGUGGUUAAAACGCUGAUUUGCACAAACAUAAGUACAAGAGCAGAUUUUAAACCAACAUUUCUGGGGAGUCUUCACUGAGAGGUAGUUGAAAUUAUAUUCCAAGGCUUAUAUUAAGUAUAAAUUACCUUGAUAGUGAAACUUAAUGCAUAAGCAGUCUCCAGUGUGGUAAAAUAUGCCUUUUAUUAAGUUCUUAAAUAUGCACUUAAACUGAAUUUGAAUCAUAUACUUAAAAAAAAAAAAAGAACAUACCCUUAACCACAUACCCUUAACCCUAACUCAACUUCAGACAGCUGGAUUCCAGCAAGGCAGGGCAUGGAAACCACUGGUGAGUCAUGUGACUAUAGAUCUUAUGUAUCAGAAAUCUUUUUUUCUCAUACCUUUUGUUAUUUUAUAAUACUCUAAGAUCUCAAUGAAGGUUUCAGUACCAAAGCACAGUUCUGCUUUUAAGUCAAAAUUUAGACUGGAAAAAUGUAAGCUACUUAGCUCACAGAAGAUAUCACUCAGAGCUACAAAACCAAUUUUUAAUCUAUGUAUAAUUUUACUGUGAACACUAGAAAAUUCUAUAAAGGUACUGAGAGAGGGUGUGUAUGUGCACAAAAUGCAUUGUAUUUAAUCAGGCUAAAUUUAAUUUGAUAUAGAAAUACCAUUGUACAUUGAGGUCAUAAUUUUUUCUGAACUUCUUGUAUUUAAUUAGUGGGGCUUACAAUUUUCCUCUUCAUAAGUGUGUUUAAAGUGGAAAUUGAACAUCCACGCAGUGGGAAGUUGUCUUCCCCCAUUACAGAAAAAAGUAUUUUUUUAUAUUUUGCUAAAAUACAAACUACUUUGUGUUUGCACACUUUUCCAUAGACACUGGUCAUAAUCGCUGGCUGCUCGCAAACACCUUUAAUGCCUCCUUGUUUUGGCCCAUUUUUGAGGUACAGGCAUCAGGCUUUUGAAUGCGUACCCAGCCUUUGGCAGUUCAUGACGACGUGGGAUGGUCUUUCUGUUCCUCUCUUCGGGCCAUGGUGGCAGGUCUUAUCCUUCACUGUUGGGUCAGUGUACAGGAUCGUCCUACAACUGAGUCAUCCAGGUACACAGACCAGGAAUAUCGCUGUCCUACUGUAAUUACUCUCAGUAACAUCUGAUGUUAUGUGUACAUUUUUAUAUGAUUUAAAAAAUACUAGGUGGUGAAAAGCCAUGAUGGGAGCGAAUAUUGUGGGCAUUAAGAUAAAAGUUAGUUGCCAGAUCAUUUAGAUUAUCUUCCUUACAUCCUUAAGUUCAAUAUCAUCUGUACAUUUCAACAAACUCAUUAGUUAAGGGAUUAGCGCAGUUUCUGCUUCCUUUACAUAAAGACACAGUUUUGUGUGAACUCCGAUAACCUAAAUCAAUUGUUGAUAAUCCCAAAUUUUAAUAGUAAAAUCAUAUGUAAAAUUUUAUUUUUCUCCUUUUGCAUAUCUUUUGUAAAAAGAUCUCAUUGUAGAUAUUUUCUGCUGUCUAAUAAAACUUUUCAAACAG